GCGGUGGUGGCGGCGGUGGCGGGGCCGCUGCUGCUGCUGCUCGCUCGGGCCCUCCCCGCGGCCGCCGGUGACGGCAGGAGGAGCGACGUCAGGCUGGUGUCCGAGCAGUUCUCGCAGUCUCCACAGAAGCUGUCUUUCUACAGCUGGUACGGCAGCGCCAGACUCUUCCACUUCCGCGUGCCCCCUGACGCCGUGCUGCUCCGCUGGCUACUGCAGGUGUCCCGGGGCGGCAGCCCCGCCUGCAGCCACGCCGAGGUCACCGUGUACUUCCGCUACGGCGCGCCUCCUGUUAUCAACCCCUUGGGCACCGACUUCCCCGCCAACACCUCCAUGCAGUCCCCCUUCUUCAUCAAGAUGCUGCAGAGCAAUGCGUCCGUCAAUGUCUCCCACCCAGCGCCCGGGGACUGGUUUGUGGCUGCCCACUUGCCUCCCUCAUCCCAGAAGAUUGAGGUGAAGGGUUUUGUCCCUCCCAGUUGCGUGUACACUUUCCAUCCUGACAUGCUGGUCGUGCGGGCAGUCGAGGUCUCUAUCCUGGAGCCUGAUGUUCCCCUUCCACAGACUCUCCGUUCCCAUCCCAGCUACCUCAAAAUCUUCAUCCCCGAGUACACCCAGGAGCUGCGGCUGGAGCUGCAGGGCUGUGUGACCAAUGGGAGCUUGGGCUGCCCCGUGCGCCUGACCGUGGGCUCAGCCACCCUGCCCAGAAACUUCCAGAAGGUGCUCACGUGCAUCAGCCUCACCUGGUCCUGCCGCCUGCUGCUGCCCUCGCCACCCUGGGAGCGGUGGCUGCAAGUGACGGCCAAGAGCCUGGCAGGACCUCACGUGUUGGUGGCUUUCAGGGCUGUGGCUGCCCUCACAGCCUGCAGGCCGUGGACCAUGAACUUGCAGCACCUCCUGCAGAGCAGCCCAAACCGCAGCUGUAACGCCUCCGCGGCUCUGCUGCCCCCUGGCGCGGGCUCCUGGGUCCCGGGCAGGAGCUGCGGGGUGGGCGGUGGCCCCUUCUGCCUCACGAGCUACCCGGUCAUUCGGGAGGACACAGACGUGCUGUCUGUGCGCUUCUGGCCCGCGGACCAGGUGUCGGUGCUGGUGCAGUCGGGCACCCCGUCGGUGAUGCGGCUGUACCUGCACACGGGCACGGACAGUGGGGGCUCCCUCGGCAUCUCCCUGCAGGCCAACCAGACGGCCAUGACCAACAGCACCAGGGUGGCCGUCUGCGUGAACGCCGCCUCGCCCUUCCUCAGCUUCAACGCGUCGCUCAACUGCACCACAGCCUUCUUCCAGGGCAUCCGCCUGUCUCUGAGCGCCGCAUCCCGCAAGGCUGACCUCAUCGUCCCCUACCCGGAGACGGACAACUGGUACCUCUCCCUGCAGCUGGUGUGCCCCGAGAGUCCUGAGGAGUGUGAGCAGGCUUCGGUCCUCGUGGAGACCGCCUUGUACCUGGUACCCUGUCUGAACGACUGCGGACCCUACGGCCAGUGUCUCCUGCUGCGCAGACACAGCUAUCUGUACGCAGGCUGCAGCUGCAAGGCCGGCUGGCGUGGGUGGAGCUGCACAGACAACAGCACGGCGCAGACCGUGGCCCAGCAGAGGGUGGCCACACUCCUCCUCACCCUCAGCAACCUCGUGUUCCUGGCGCCCAUCGCUGUCUCCGUGCACCGCGCGCUGCUGGUGGAGGCCUCCGUCUACGCCUACACCAUGUUCUUCUCCACGUUCUAUCACGCGUGUGACCAGCCCGGGGAGGCGGUGCUGUGCAUCCUCGGCUACGACACGCUGCAGUUCUGUGACUUCCUGGGCUCGGGGGUGUCCAUCUGGGUCACCAUCCUCUGCAUGGCGCGGCUGAAGGCGGCCCAGAAACACGUCCUGUUUCUCCUGGGGACGCUGAUCUUCGCCAUGUCCUUGCAGCUAGACCGCAGAGGUGCCUGGAACACGCUGGGGCCUUGUCUCUUUGCCUUUGUGGUCAUGGUCACCAUGUGGGUGUACCGCUGCGGGCACCGGCGCCACUGCUACCCCACAUCCUGGCAGCGCUGGGCCUUCUACCUCCUGCCUGGCAUCUCCAUGGCUGCUGUGGCCGUCGCCAUCUACACCUCCAUGAUGACCAGCGACAACUAUUACUACAUGCACAGCAUCUGGCACAUGCUGCUUGCAGGAAGUGCGGCGUUCCUGCUGCCGCCGCGUGAGGAGCACACCAAGCCCUGGGCCUGCUCGCAGAAGCUCACUUGCCACUAUCAGAUCUGUAGGAACCACCGAGAGGAGCUGUACAUGGUGACGUGAUGUGGCCGGCUCAGGGACGCCUGCAGCUGUGAUUUGACUCUCUGGCCAGGGGCAGGACCAAAGGAGAAGGACCCUGUCCAGAUUGAUUUCCAACAGAAUAAAAUUGCCCAAUGCACUAUUUGCUUCCUCCCGAGGGGAAGACCACACCCCCAACCCCCAAUUCCAUUGUGCCUGCUGGCUGCGGGCUCCCUGUGCGGGGGCCCCAGGGGCCUGGGCCUGGCUGCUUGGAAACCACAGGUACCACGCAGGGGCAUGUUCUGUGUUCUGCUGCCUAGAGGUGGUUGGAGGUGGGGAGAAAGAUUCCCCAUGAUCCCUGUUCCUCUGUGAGGUUCUGGCUUGAGCCCACCCCCUGCAGCCCCUGCCCCGUUGAGCCUGGGAGCUGUGCCUUCCCUACAUCCCUGGAUCCCUGAUGGGGAUGCUCCCUGCUAACGCGGACGUGUGGGGAGAGGGGACCACAGUCCGCAGGCAGGGAGCUGAUGGGCCCUGGGGCUCCAGGAGAGGCUGAGGCCCCUGGGGAGAGGGCGGGGGGGGGGGGGUAGCUGCCCAGGAGUGCAGUGCCGCAGCCAGCCCGUGGGCUCCCGGUCCCUUGUGUGGGGACUUGCUCCCGGAGAGGAAGGGACCACUGCUGCCCCAAUGGCCGAGCCACUGUUGGGGAGGAGGCUCCCAGGGACCCGACCCGCGCACCCCGUCCUUCGUGGGGGAAGCAGGAGGCGGCGGCAGCACCGCGGUGGGCUGCUGUCUGUGCCCGGGGCAGGGCUGGGCACCUGCGGCCCUGGGUGCCCGCGGCCCCCUUCACUUGGGCUCAUAAAAAGGAAACAUUUCUAUGUAGCGUUUCGGGGGUUAAAAAUUGGCAAGACAUUUUUAUGUAGCUCUGAUUUUGCUGUGUUUGGUGAGUUUAAUAUUUUACAGUGAUAUUUUGAGA
Messenger RNA from Nyctereutes procyonoides (raccoon dog), 3190 nucleotides. RefSeq names its product post-GPI attachment to proteins 6 (gene PGAP6). Gene Ontology annotation, cellular component: plasma membrane. Lineage: Eukaryota; Metazoa; Chordata; Mammalia; Carnivora; Canidae. The annotation marks the transcript as partial. The record is from RefSeq and is a predicted model, not a curated record. The transcript is spliced from 13 exons.